AUGCAAGACGAACAGAUCCUGAUAGAUCGAUUGGAGGAUCUGAUAAUUGACCAUCCUGAUGCAUCUACCACGCGAGAUUUAGAGGAUUCGUUAGAUGAAACGUUUCAAAAGAAAUUAAAUGCAAGAGCUGAACAGAUCAAAUCCAAUCAAUUGUAUGAUAGACGUAAUAAAAAAGAUCAUGAGAAUACUGGAGUUUCCAGUGGAUCAAGUGGAGCAGUUAAUUAUCAAUUUUUAAUCACUCGAUAUCAUUUACAAUAUCAAUAUAGAGAUUAUGAAGGAUUACAACAAGAGAUCAAUGAAUGGUUUUCAUAUCAUGAUUUAAUAUUUAUAGGAGGAUUGAAGACAAUACAAGAUGCAUUUGAAAAGCAAUUGGAAGAUACAAGACUUAAAUUACCCCUUGGUGAUUUUGAUGCCGAAUUAAUUAAAUCAAUUAUUCCUUCUUUAAGCUCUAAAGAAUUCGAUCUCUGGAAGGACAAUGAUUCCACACUCUCAGAGUCAUUACAGGUCUUACUAUACUAUAGUUUAGGUCAAUAUGGAAACAAAUCUACCACUCAAGAUCAAUUAGAGGCUAUAAUCGACAACAAUAUAAAUCUUAUUAAAUUUGAAGUAUAUAAACCUUUGAUAAGUUUAUUGCAAAGUCUAUUUAAACACGUCAUUUCUCAAAAAUCAAGGUAUGGUUUAACUUCGUUAACCGAGAUGAAUUAUUUUCGAACUUUAACAUUAGUCUAUAUAAUGAUCAAUUCUGUACUAAAUGAUUCUGAGAAUGAUUGUGUAGCAGAAUUUAAAGAUUAUUUAGCAUCAGUUGAUCUCUUGGCAUCAUUAAUUGAAUUCAUAGAGAAUUGGAAAUGGAAACCAAAUAACACAUAUAGAACUAGGUACUUAAUCUUAUUGUGUUGGAAAUUAAUUCUCUUUGAAAUGGGUGACACCAAGCAAUUAAAAAAAGCUGAUGAGUUUUUAAUAAAUGUACAUGAUAUCAAUAACAAGAAUGGCAAAGAUCUGACAAAAUUAAUUUGUUCUCCAUUAGAUUAUUUUGCAUUUAGAGAGGAUUUAUUAGAUAAAUUUCCAUUAUAUAAUGAUCCUGAAUUAAAAGUUUUUGAUUUUAGUGAAUUUCAUAAAGCUUUAGAUGCAGAUGAUAACAGUACAAGUGAUACGGCAAGUAUUCUGUCUCAUGCUUCUAUUGAAGAUAGGUAUAAAUAUUUCAUGGCAAUAAAUAGUUUUUCAGAUUCAUUGACAAACUUAGUUGAAAGACCAAAAACAAAUAAAUCACAUACAGUUUUAAGUCAAUUACCAGCACAAACAUUACAUAUUGCAACUCCUGUCCCUUCACCUGUUCUAGAAACUUCUGAUUAUAUGUCUGGAGGUGAAAAAAUUAGAAGAUCUUAUCAAGUGAAUCAAGCUAUGCCAUUCAUUUAUCCAAAUUUAUCAUCAAUGGUAGAUAAUUCAGAAAAUGUAGAAGUACCUUAUGCAAUAAAAGAAGCUGAUGAAAUCUUAAAACAAUCUAUUUAUGAAAGUUAUUCAAUUAAAAGAUUAUGGGAUGAAAGACAACGAUUUAUGAAGCAGGAAAGAGGAUAUAUAGGUGAAUAUGGAGAUGAGAAAGUUAAAUCCGAUGAGAAUGACAAUAUUGAUAAUAUAAAUGAAACGGAUGAUAUGAAGGAUUUAUUUGAAAAGUAUCCAAAUUAUAAAUCAGAAAUAAAAUCCAUUAUGAGAACCGAGAAAUUCUAUAAUAAGAAUUUAACCCGACUUAAUACUUUUAUAGAAGUAUUAGUUGAUACUAUCAAAUAUAAUCGAUUAGAUUAUAAUCUUAAUUUUGCAGAAUGGGAGUUAAAUCCUCAAACUUCAUAUUUUAAUAAUACAAAUAAAAAUAAGGAUAGUUUUAAUACUAUUCCUGGUGAUGAUACUGCUAGAGAGAAGAUUAAUUUUGUUCUUCUUCUGCAACUUGAAGUUGUAAAUAUUAAAGAAAUUACAUUGAAAGCUAGUACUAGUAUAAUCUUAUUAUUAUUAAAAUGGUUUAAAAUUAGUCAUGUAUUAAAAUAUUAUUAUUUAUCUUCCAUAUUAUUUGAUCAACAAUUCUUCACUAUUAGUUUGGAUUAUCUUAGUAGGAGUUUUAAUAAUUCCAACUUACAAAAUUUAUCUAAUCGAGAUAAAAUGAAUGAUGAAUUGAAUGAAUAUGAAAUUUUGAUAAAUCAAAAUAAACUUAUGAAUCCAAAGAUUCAGAUAUCAUCAUUUGAAUUUUUUAAUCAAUGCUUAAAUUAUGAAAAUAAAAAAUUUAAUGGAAUCAGGCAAAAACCUAUCACUCUUAUAAAUAAACGAUUAAUUCUGCAGUUACCUGAAAUUAUUGAUAGUGAUAAUAUUAAUCAUGUAUAUAUAUCUGAAUUCAAUGAGAAUUUUGCAUUUAUAUUAUCCAAUAUAUUAAAAAUCAUUAAGAAAAUUCUUAUUAAGAAUGUUACCCAAAGAAUUUUUACUUUGAAUGAAUUAAAGCCAACAGAGUUAUUUAAAAUGAUUGUAAUGAAUUAUGAUAAUGAAGCAUUUACAAAACCAAUAUUGAAAACAUUAAAGAAAUUAAUUCCUUAUCAAGGAAGAAAAUGGAAAACAGUUAAUAUGGAUUUAAUUAGCUUAAUUUUUCUUAAUUUGAAAUUAACUUUAAAAGAUAAUUGGUUGAGUGGUAAAGAUUUAGAAAGUGAUUUUAAUAAUUCUUUAGAUCAAGAAAUUGCUUUACGAGCUCUAUUACAGUUUUAUAAUAUUAGAAAAUACCCUCAACAAAUGGAAUCUAUAGGAUAUCAUGUGGAUAAUAAUUUUGAUAUUCCUGUAUUGAAUCUAAGUGAAGAUCAAGAUUACUUCUAAUGGUUAAUUGCAAAAAUUGCACAAGUUGCAAAUUAGAAUUGUUUAAGAUUUUUUUGGAGCGGGUCGUGUGCUCCUGCUCAAAAUUCAAAUUUUCGUUUUCAAUUUUUUUUUUUAGUCUCGACCAACAGCAUUACGAAAUUUUCGACCAUAGCAACAAUUUAGU
Scheffersomyces amazonensis is the source of this 3004-nucleotide messenger RNA. RefSeq lists its product as uncharacterized. The record is from RefSeq and is a predicted model, not a curated record. Bases 1 to 2841 code for a protein of 946 amino acids. NCBI's taxonomy places the organism in Eukaryota, Fungi, Ascomycota, Pichiomycetes, Serinales, Debaryomycetaceae. The transcript has a single exon. Gene Ontology annotation, biological process: cytoskeleton organization. Gene Ontology annotation, cellular component: cytosol.